Molecule: messenger RNA, 4585 nt
Organism: Platichthys flesus (European flounder)
Lineage: Eukaryota; Metazoa; Chordata; Actinopteri; Pleuronectiformes; Pleuronectidae
Gene: rbbp8nl
Product: retinoblastoma binding protein 8-like
Exons: 14
Coding region: 141-1913 (590 amino acids)
Biological process (GO): DNA double-strand break processing involved in repair via single-strand annealing; double-strand break repair via homologous recombination
Cellular component (GO): site of double-strand break
Molecular function (GO): double-stranded DNA binding; double-strand/single-strand DNA junction binding; Y-form DNA binding
Source: RefSeq, a predicted model, not a curated record
UAUCGUGCUUUUUCUCCUUCUGUCUCUGUAUCACUUGGUUCAUCUCUGAAGUCAGAGCGACAAAAACAGCAUCCUGCAGUGUCUGGAACAGUCUGCAACCUUAUGAGCCAGACUCAGGGUCAAAGGUCAUCGCAACAGCAAUGGAGUGCUUCAAUGAACUGCUCCUUAAACUGCAGGAGGUUCGCGAAAGAGAAGUGGAGGGUUGGCAAUUGAAAGUCCAAGAGCUGUCCAACAAGAAAGGAUGUGAUACUAAACGAAUGGAGGAACUGUUCACCAGAAACCAGCAGAUGAAGGAACAGCACAGAUUACUCACAGAGAACAUAAAGACACUCGAAAACAGGCUGAGAGCAGGGCUGUGUGACAGGUGUACAGUGACUCAGGAGGUAGCCAGCAGAAGACAGCAGGAAUUUGAAGCGUCACAGAUGCAGAGCUUGCAGCACAUCUCUCGACUGGUGGGAGAGAUGAACAACCUGAAAAGGGAGAACAAGAGAUUCAGAGAUGAAAUCAGGAGUUUGAAAACAGCAAUAGAAGGUCACAGUGAUCACUCCUCAAGCAGCAGCACCUUCACAGAGAUCAAACCAAACAGCUCCCCAGACUUUUUGCCUUCUUCUGGAUCUGAGGCACUCAUCACUGCAGCAACCAGCAGGGCCAGCAACCUGUCAUCAGACAGUGACAUUGGGAAGAAACCCGAAAGGGACCAAAGAACAGAGGAAGCUGAACACAGACAGAUGAGAGGGAUGAGCAGAAGCCACUAUGAGGCAUACAAACCCCUUAUAUUGCCAUCUCUUGCACCGCCACCAUGGAAGGCAGAACACAGUGUGACCCGUGCUGGAGAAAGAAGAGCUCAGAGUAUGGAAGGACUGGACCCGCGAUCCCAAAUCGUUCCUCAAGCUCUCCUUCCUAAAACAGCUUCUUCUCCCACCGGUGAAGUCAUCCCCAGUAGACAUGUGCUCCAUACUCCUGUCCCCUGCCGGCCUCAACCAAUCAAGAGUAGCCCUCUUAGUCUCCCCUGGCCCUUGUCUGAAUCCUCUGAAUGGGUUUCUUUGGCAGCAGCAAGAGCCAGCCAGUUGAUGCAACCUUCUUCAGAACCAAAUCCACCACGCUAUCCCAACCUUAUCCCAAAUAGCCAACAUGCCAGUCCUAGAAGGCCGGCUUUUGGGUCUCCCUGGCCCAAACCAAGCACCAAUCCGCCCCCAGUAAAAGAGCCAACUGUGGUGUUCAGGUUCAGUAAUUUGUCAGACCACCCAGAGGGUCAAAUCAAGCCCCAGGAAAAGAAGGACAUUCAGCCAAUUAAGAAUGAGAGUGUCUCUGGAGAAGUGCAUAAGGAGAUGCAUGAAGGGCCUCUGGACCUUUCAGAUCGAGGAAAAUCUAAAUCCGGCCAAACGCCAAGAGAUGAUUCCCCCUUAAACUUACAAGGUGGAGAGAGAGUACGGAUGAGCCCUGACAAUGCACUGAAAACAAAUACACUUGCACAUGUACCAGUUUCCUCACCUUUAUCUGUCUACCCAUCUUCCUCUUCUAAAUCACCAGUCAAACAACAAGAGGAAGAACCUACUAGUGAGCACAACAACAAGCAGGUAAUCAAAGAUGAGGAGCACAAAGAGGAUGUGAAUGUAAAGACAGACCAGACCAAUGAAAAGAAGGUGCCUGUCCUCACCAUAUCUUUACGUCCAGUGGUAGUGCUGGAGACUCUGAAUUCUGCCCUGCAAAAGAAGGAAUCCAUAUUGUCAAAUGGCAAGUCGUCAUCACCAGCAGCUGAACCAGGAAGCAGUUCAGACGAGGAGGACAAGGAGGGGAUCCAGGGCUGCAAGAGGAAGAGGGCAUCUGUUGAAACGGACUCAGACACAGACAACCUCCAGUACGAAGGAAGCCGAGGAGGGGAGCCCCACCAAAAGAAGAUGACGUCCCAUUGAUUUGGCGAUCACACUGGAACCUGUGUUGAGUGAUGGUUUUGGCCACUUGGGGGCAGUACAACAUGCUGAAAACAGAACUGAGAAACAGACAACAAUGACAAAUCAUCGCCUUAUAAAAUUGAUAGAGGUAGCAGAUUAAGAUUAAGAUGCAUUUAUUAGUCCCAAACACAUGCACAGACAUGCAAAGGCACACUCAUGCAGGUAGGGAAAUUUAACCUCUGCUUUUGACCCAUCUGGUGCAGGACACACAGAGCAGUGAGCGACCAUGUACGGCUCGGGAGCAGAUGUUGGGGGAGUAAGGUGCCUUGCUCAGGGGCACUAGACAGGGUAGGGAGACCCUUGGAUUUUUGGACAGAUCAAUCCAGGUUCGUCUUUUGUUGUCUCUCCGUGGAGUCACACCAGAGACGAACCAGAGACCUUCUCUGCCCAUAGUCCAAGUUUCUGCCACUAGACCACCGCCUCCCAAACACCGUUAAGUUUACUUAUUGAAAAAUGUUGAAUUAGAGGAUGCUAAACAUCUCCAUAUAGUUCAGGAGAGCAAUUAAUUUCACAUUAUACAUACAGAUUUGGUCCACUGUUAAUAAAAUGAUGUUGUGUAUUGUAGCUUUAAUAUAAAACAUAUUGAGUAGAGUAGAUUACAUUUUUUCUUGACAUUUUAAAACAUCAGGGUUCUUUCUUGCAUUACUCAUUUACAUCUGCUCAAGGGUUAAUUAAGGGUGGAACAACAGAUUAUAUUUUUAUAUUCUUUUUAUAAAUUCAAAUGUGGUUAAGACUUUAGUGAGUAUUUAUAUAUUGUAAGUACUUUUCUUAUUAGCUUCUCGUCACUUCCUUUACCAGAAAAAAUUGGAACACACUUUCAAUAUGACAGAGAAACCCCAAAGUUCCCACAAAGUGUAACACUUUGUUAACUGUAGCGAGAAUCAACUCCCUCAUUAACGUGAAGAAACCUCUACCCAUUUACCAUAUAUAAUUGUUGUUGGGUAGUGUCAAAUCUGUAUCCACCAGGUCUGGAUUCAAAGAUACCUGCAGAAUAUGAGAGAGAGAGAGUGAAAUGUCUCUGUUGCCAUAAAGUCUUAUUGAGCCAAUAACCGCCUUGCAGAAUGAAUAAUUAUAUGUUUAAUAUAUUCAAAUGCCACAAAUUGAGCCUUUAAAAAGAGACAGCUGUGCCUACUCCAUGUAGUGUCUGCAAUUAUUGGUCCUGCUAAGAUAUUAAUUUGCUAUUUGGGACAUUCCAGCAUUAAACAGUUCUUUAUUUCAUGUAAGCAUCAUAAUCUGUUGAUUAUUGGGUUUGUGGAUUCAUUGGUGAAAGAAAUACCACCGUAAUGAGAAUGAACCAUUUUAUUUUUAAAUGCCUUUACUCGAGUGACACAUUAACCCUGACCAAGGCUCAAGAGUGGAUGCAAAUGUGCCUGUACCUAAUCAUAGUGUUUAGCAGUUUGUCACUGUUCGGUGAAGAACUGAGAACUACUCAGGCUGAGAAAGUCACACAUUGUGCAAAACGUACCAGCCCAUUUCCCCAAUGUGCAACUCAAGCUCCAUGUAUGACCCACUGAAGACGAGUGCAGAAACCAAAAGACAAAUGGUCAGAUUCAAAUGACAGUGUGAAUCCUGGCCUGUCUCCUCUCAGUUGAGGAUUGCUCUAAUCUUUUCGCCACACAAAUACAACUAGCAUUAUCAGCGCUAUCAUUAUCUAAUUCAACAAUUCAAUGCCAGUAACCAAUGGUUAGAGUUUCCAUUACCAACCAAUCAGUGUUUGGGUCUGUUAAGUCUCCAACACUCAUCACCCACACUAAUUAUACUAUCCUACUAUUUAGAGUUAUUUCACUUAGCCGGCAUUGCAGUCACUGCCUGGCUAUUUUUUGCCACAGAGCCCCCACCACUUCCCUCCUCCACCCUUUCUCUAAGUGAACUAAAAAGAAAAAAAGAAGAGAGAAACCUGUUCCGCUUCCUCUUUUUCAGAAUGCAGAUAUUUUGCAAGUAAUAACUUUCCACCCACAGCUGCAACAGCUUGUCGUAAGCGGGGUGGAUGGAGGAGAUUGAAAGUGUGAAAAGUGACAGAGUCGGUUAAAUAACUUAAAGGGGAUAGUAAUUAAAAUUGACUCUAUAUCUACUCAUCACUAUGCUGAUGGAGGGGUGGGUGAAGUUUUUGUGAACUAUCCCUUUAAACCUUUGUGGCUACAGCACUGUAAGGUCAAUGUGUUCCUUCUUCUGAUAGAUUAAAUAUAUUCUCUCUGAGGAGAUGUCUUAAUUAAUGGGCAGAAUCAGACAAUAUUAACUUGAAAUUAAUUAGAUAUGUCUCUCUUUUCUUUUUCAAAAAUUAGCACUUUUUACUCUCCUGUGUGUGACAACUCCAAUGCGUGCAGUUCUAAUGCAUGUAAAUUGAUUUCUAAUGUUUCUGUCUGUCUCUUUAAAGCCAUUAGAGUCCAUUAAGUACAGUACUUCAAUUGUUCAAUGGUCAAUGUACAAAAUAGCCUUCCAGCCACAUAUCUGUGUUAAUUAAAAUGUGAUUGACUGCAAUACUAAGUCCGUCCUUUUAUGCUAAUCUAUCAAGCUGUGUUGCUGUGUGGUCUCAUCGGAUAUUUUGUGCUCUAAAAUUAUCAAACACACACUUAGAAACCUCUGUUUGAAUGCACUUCAUCUUAUGCUGAAAUAAAAGUUCAUUCUUAAAUGCU